Messenger RNA from Coregonus sp. 'balchen', 24896 nucleotides. Lineage: Eukaryota; Metazoa; Chordata; Actinopteri; Salmoniformes; Salmonidae. The record is from the annotation of a GenBank genome assembly.
GAAGGCUCGACGGACAGCCUGUAUGAGCCUGCCCUCAACAAACACCCAGUCAUCCAGGAACACAGCAGUGGAGUUCCCAGUCAACACAAUAGCCCUUCUUUGAGGGACAGGGCCAAGUGGAGAGGCUCAGAUCCAUGUAUACCCACGGUGAGUUCAACCAGAUGUUCAACAAACUAUCAAUACACUAACUAACUACUGUAACCCUAACCCUAGGCAAGUUGUUGCAUAUCAACACACUUGCAAGUUUGAGAAUUUAUAGACCACCUAUAGUUGACUAUCCAAAUAAAGUGGGACCUAAAGUAGACCUCAUAUCAUACCUCAUAUCAGGCCAAAAGCUUCCAACACACUGACAUUAGUCUCCAACAACAACAGACACUGCUCGUGACCUGGGACUGCAGUCUGCUGCUAAAACUUCUGGUCACUGGAUGGGUGCCUGAUGACCAACCUCUCUGUGUAAGCCUAUAUGAACCUCUAGGUUUCAUCAGGGUAUUCGGAAGUGAUUUCAGCAGACCUGCUUGUGCAAUACAUUAUGUCUGCCAAAUCAAUGCAAAGUGUUACAUUCCAUUUAUUUUCUUCCCAGGAGCUGUCCGAAACUCACAAAUCCCAUUUGAAAAAGAAAAAGAGAAGGUAUGGAACAUUUGUGAUAUGUAUGUCUGUCAGUCAAUACAUGCUGUGGUUAAAGUGAGAGUGAGGGGCUUAGUUAACCAUUGAAAUGGAUGCUAAGAUGUGCUGCUCAUAACUCCAGGAAAUAAUGAGUUAAUCAGGAGUUCUCAGCAGGUCCACCAUUAGCGUUUUGGUCCUUCUCAUGGUGGCCUUCACUCUCCAAGCCUCCAGGCAGCUGUCUGUUUGGAUCUUGGUCCCUUGCUCAAACCCAUUUAUAUCACAACAAGGGCAUGGUUCACAGUCUGCUUUGACUGAGGACUGGAUUCUUUUUUAAUGAAUGUUGAAGGCCAAGGGCAUUCCUAGUAAUUCAAGCAAUUACACACUGAAAGCUUUUGUAUUUUUCUAUACAUUUGACAAAUUACAUGCAGUCUAAUUGAUCUUAUCCACUUAAUUCUACAGUAAUAAACAAUUAAAGAUGGAACUAUUUUCUUAAAGAUGUACUUCUCUACAAAGAUCCACAAACAAACUGCCAAGCCCAGUUCAUUUACCGAUGUAGGUGGAACAUAAAAAUAUGUUUACAGUUCUAAACGUGGAGCCUAUUCGCUAGCCUGUGGUUGUGUUUAAGUAUGAUAUUAGAUCAAUGGUGUGUAUUAGGUUUUAUGGUGCAAUUUCACGGACGAGCGCAUUGGGUGGGAUUACGAUUAGAUUAGUUGGGACAAGAGUUGGGAUUUAAUCACUCCUUUGACCCACCUUCUUAACAGGAGGUCAACGACGACCCCAACAGGGGUAUUAUCACUCAGAUACGUCACAAUAACAAGUCACACACUGUAUCAGUCUAGCCUGGUCCCAGAUCUGUUAGUGCUGUAUAAACUCGUAAACUCAGACCAUAGGAGAUAGCAAGACAGCACAUACAGAUCAAGGAUCAGGCCAGUAUGAGCCAGUUGUUUAAGAGCACACAGACAGAUUUAGACUGGUAUCUAGAUUCAUAAUGGGCCUGUUGGUGGCAAUGGGUCCAAACUUAUUGGCAUAGAAGCUGCUUUGUAAAUCUUUGUUUAUAAUACCUUUGCCGAUUUAGAUUAAUUAAGAGUCUAAAAUGUAAGCUAAAAAAAUGACAAGAUUUAUAGACAGAUUUCACAGAAAGGUUGUUGGAAAUACAAUACCUUGGAUUUGGAUAUCCAGAAUUCUUGAAUUAUGUAGGUAAAUUUGUAUUUGUAUUUAUUACCCCAUUAGCGGCUGCCAAGGCAGCAGCUACUCUUCCUGGGGUCCAACCACAAUUUAAAUACAAUAAAACAAUACAUAACACAACACCUUAUUACACUCUACUCUACCAUAACAUAUUUACAAUACAAAAUCAAUAAUACAGCAAAAUAACAAUAUUAAAAUGUGUGUGUAGAGUGUGUGUGUUAGCAUGUGUUUGCGAAUGCUGUGUGUGUGCCUGUGUGUGUGUGUGUGUCUCUUCAUUGUCCACGCUGUUCCAUAAAGUGUAGUUUUAUCUGUUUUUUAAAUCUGAUUUUACUGCUUGACUGAGUUACAUGAUGUGGAAUAGAGUUCCAUGUAGUCAUGGCUCUAUGUAGUACUGUGCGUUUCCCAUAGUCUGUUCUGGACUUGGGGACUGUGAAGAGACCUCUGGUGGCAUGUCUCGUGGGGUAUGCAUGGGUGUCCGAGCUGUGUGCCAGCAUUCCAAACAGACAGCUCAGUACAUUCAGCUUGUCUACACCUCUUUAACAAAUCUCUCUUCCACUCAAAGCCAGGAGAGACUAACAUGCAUGUCAUUAAUGUUAGCUCUCCGUGUACUUUUAAGGGCCAGCCGUGCUGCCCUGUUCUGAGCCAACUGCAAUUUUCCCAAGUCCCUCCUUGUGGCACCUGACCACACUACUGAACAGUAGUCUAGGUGCGACAAAAAUAGGGCCUGUAGGACCUGCCUUGUUGAUAGUGUUGUUAAGAACACAGAGCAGCGCUUAAUUAUGGACAUACUUCUCCCCAUCUUAGCUACUGUUGUAUCAAUAUGCUUUGACCACAACAGUUUACAAUCCAGGGUUACUCCAAGCAGUUUAGUCAUGCUAAAUUCCACAUUAUUCAUUACGAGAUGUAGUUGAGGUUUAGGGUUUAGUGAAUGAUUUGACCCAAAUACAAUGCUUUAUUUUUGAAAUAUUUAGGACUAACUUAUUCCUUGCCACCCAUUCUGAAAAUAACUGCAGCUCUUUGUUAAGUGUUGCUGUCAUUUCAGUCUCUAUGGUAGCUGACGUGUAUAGUGUUGAGUCAUCCGGAUACAUAGACACAUUGGCUUUACUCAAAGCCAGUGGAAGGUCGUUAGUGAAGAUGGAAAAAGGUAAGGGGCCUAAACAGCUGCCCUGGGGAAUUCCUGAUUCUACCUGGAUUAAGUUUGAGAGGCUUCCAUUAAAGAACACCCUCUGGGUUCUGUUAGACAAGUAACUCUUUAUCCACAUUAUAGCAGGGGGUGUAAAGCCAUAACACAUACGUUUUUCCAGCAGCAGACUAUGAUCGAUAAUGUCAAAAGCUGCACUGAAGUCUUACAAAACAGCCUGGUGUGCUUGUUGAAUGUCCUUCUCUAUAAGCAUGCUGAAAGUAUGUUGUCAAUUUGUUUACUGUAAAAUAGCAUUGUAUCUGGUCAAACACAAUUUUUUCCAAUAGUUUACUAAGGGUUGGUAACAGGCUAAUUGGUCGGCUAUUUGAGCCAGUAAAGGGGUUUUUACUAUUCUUAGGUAGCGGAAUGACUUUUGCUUCCCUCCAAGCCCUGGGGCACAUACAUUCUAAUAGGCUUAAAUUGAAAAUAUGGCAAAUAGGAGUGGCAAUAUCGUCCGCUAUUAUCCUCAGUAAUUUUCCAUCCAAGUUGUCAGACCCCGGUGGCUUGUCAUUGUUAAUAGACAACAAUAAUGUUUUCACCUCUUCCACACUCACUUUACGGAAUUCAAAAUUACAAUGCUUGUCUUUCAUAAUUUGGUCAGAUAUACUUGGAUGUGUAGUGUCAGCAAUGGUCUUGGUGUAAAGCCUGACAAAGACCCAAACUGUUCAAAACAUUGCUGAGAUGGGUCAAAAUGUAAGUAAUGUGGAAGUUAUUUCAGGAUAUUUAGGCAAGUUAGCUUACUAACGCCUUGAUCCUACUUUGUAGUAUACCCCUCAGAGUUUAUUUUCAUUUGUAAUUUCAGAUCACAUGUACCAACAACGUCAACAUUGGACAAUGAAACCUUAGGUCAGUACAAAAAUCAGAUCAGUUUGUCCUUUUCAAAUUGCAAUUCAUUGAUACGUCUGUGACAUGCUCACACAUGAUUGAAUGAAAUUAAAACCACUAGCUUCUUACUAACUUUGCUUUAGUCCUGCUCUCCGAUUGUAUUUUGAGCUGUAUAGUGCGCACACAGCCAAAAUACUGCCCUCAGUAACCUACUUGGCCGUGUUAGUGCUACUGGCUUGUGUAGUCUAUUUGAUUUCACUUGGUUUCUUCUUAGCCUUGCUUCUACUAAUAUAUAGACCUUAUUGGCCUCUUUCCCUCCCCUAACCCCUCUGUUGCAGAUAACACAGACACUAAUAAUGUCUACUGGCAGUCAUCCAGAGAGAAGCAAGAUUUAGUUCUCAUCAAGACUAAUCACAAUGAAGGUCAACACUCAGAAAAAUAUGUCAGCCAGAGAACAUAAACCCCAUGUUCCAUUUAGGAUAGUCUGCUUGCUAAGGCCAGAGAGAGACACUAUGUGUGUGUAAAAGGCUUGUAGGAUUUAGUUAAUGAGGACAGAUACAGAUAGACCCACUGAUGCUCCCCAUGCUUUUUCAAAGUCAGUGGAGAAAAAAAAAACUAUUGCAGUGUUUUGUUAUGUGGAGGGAUUAUGUUAAAUGAGACAGCUGAAUGAGAGCAAAUAGGGUGUAUGUUGUAGGGUGUAAAAAACAAACUGAGGCUGAGACAGAUGGCCGGGGCAGUUUCAUUUGGAUUCUGGACCAUGUGUGGUAGUUACAGUAGUUAACCCUACACAUGCACACAGUGGCGACCUGUCAUUCAGGGCAGGUGGGGCAGUGCCCCACCUGUUUUGACCCCCACCUGUUUAAAAAAUACAAUUCAAAAAAGUAGGCCUGUUUUGCAUGUAAUUCUGGCAUUAAUUCAUAUCACAUUUCAGUUUAGCAAACAAUGUAAAAAAUAAUAACAACAUUUAAAUAAUAAAGAGUCAUACAAACUUGGUCUCCUUUGAGUAAGGCAGCUCCAAAAUGCAGCUGUUUCAGCCUAGCUCAGUGCUUUCUGUGGUGGAGGGGCAGCCAGCGAAAGCACAGAGAGUAGGUGUUGUUAAUCUUCUCUGGUUGCGCCAUGAUUGGCUCAGGGUUCUGUCACUCAUGGGGACAUUAUGUCACUGCAGAAUCUACGAGAGAGCUAGGCCAAAGAUGAUGGACAUACUGACAAGAUACAUGUCUCUCUGCCCUAACAAUGGGUGUCGUUGUCCACAAAGUGGCACAGCAGCCUUUCUUUAGAUUGGUGGAAACAUCUCAUUAUUGCAAUUCUUUUUUUGAACAUUCGAUGAGGGUUGUUGACGUCAACCACCUGUAUUCAGUGGAGAGAGAUGCUAUGCUACUAGCCUCACGCCAUGAAAAUGCAUAGCAAUCUCGAGAUAACUCUGAUGUAAAGUGUUCUUUCUCAAAGUUGCCCGGAUGUCACGUGUCCUAUUUAUAUCAGUACACAGUAACAACUUAAGCAUUACGAAACUUCUAUUCAAUCAAAUAAACCUCACAUAGAAAAUAAGCAAUUCAUUUUUUUGUUGACCAAAUUUGGCACUCUCUCAUUGACCUCCAUGCAAAAACUCCUUGCUUGGUGGGUGAAACAACGAAAAGACGCCACCUGCUGGAGGGAGACAGAUUAUCCACUGAGUUGGUCUCUUCCACUUCCUCUCUGGCUAGGCAUUUGAAGACCCCCUGGGGUGCUACCAUAGAUUUACAGUAGAAGUGCUCAUCCAAGAAGGCUCAAGGUCAUCAAAAUUAAGUCAAAUCACGUUAUAUCUCCCGUAGCUUUAAUUGGACUGAUCAUGUCAACAUCAUACUUUCAAAAUCUUAGCUAGCAAGCAAGCAGUCAUCAUCAUUAUUCGCGUUGACAAUGUACUGGCAAAUCCUUUUCAAUCCUUGCCAUAUGAAGAGAAAUUAGAGAUAAAACGUCUUGGUGCUCAUCGGCCAUUGGACAUAAACAUUACACACCAAGUCGGAAAUGGCAAAUUCUACAAAAAGUGGUUUGGAAGGAAGCAGUGGCUAACUGCAAGCAUCGCAAAGCAAUCACUAUUUUGCUUCCCCUGCCUGCUAUUUGGUGGAGAGGGUGUGGGUCAAGUCUGGGUUUAAGGACUUAAAACAUCUGUCUGAAAGUGUCUCAAAACAUAAGAAUUGUGCAUCACAUGUAGACAACGCUGUUAAACUCGGAUGACUGGGGAAAUCAAACAUUGUGGCUCAGAUAGACACCCUUUCAGAAUGUAUUCACACCCCUUGACUUUUUCCACAUUGUGUUGUGUUACAGCCUGGCCUACACACAAUAUCCCAUAAUGUCAAAGUGGAAUUAUGUUGACUACCUCAUGAAGCUGGUUGAGAGAAUGCCAAGAGUGUGCAAAGCUGUCAUCAAGGCAAAUGGUGGCUACUUUGAAGAAUCUCAAAUAUAAAACAUAUUUUCAUUUGUUUAACACUUUUUUGGUUACUACAUGAUUCCAUAUGUGUUAUUUCAUAGUUUUGAUGUCUUCACUAUUAUUCUACAAUGUAAAAAAUAGUAAAAAUAAAGAAACCUCUGGAAUGAGUAGGUGUGUCCAAACUUUUGACUGGUACUGUACAUUGUAUUCAGAAAGUAUUCACACCCCUUGACUUAUACAUUUUGUUGUGUUACAGCCUGAAUUUAAAAUUGAUUAAAUUGAGAUUUUGUUGGUCACUGGCCUACACACAAUACCCAAUAAUGUCAAAGUGGAAUUAUGUUUUUCAAAAUGUUUACAAAUUAAUAAAAAAUGAAAAGCUUAAAUGUCUUAAGUCAAUAAGUAUUCAACCCCUUUCUUAUGGCAAGCCUAAAUAAGUUCAGGAGUAAAAACUUGUUUAACAAGUCACAUAAUAAGUUGCAUGGACUCACUCUGUGUGCAAUAAUAGUGUUUUACAUGAUUUUGAAUGACUACCUCAUCUCUGUACCCCACACAUACAAUUAUCUGUAAGGUCCCUCAGUCGAGCAGUGAAUUUCAUACCCUGAUUCAACAACAAAGACCAGGGAGGUUUUCCAAUACCUUGCAAAGAAGGGCACCUAUUGGUAGAUGUGUAAACGUUUUAAAAAAAGCAGACAUUGAAUAUCGAUUUGAGGAUAAUGAAGUUAUUAAUUACACUUUGGAUAGUGUAUCAAUACACCCAGUCACUAAAAAAAUACAGGCGUCCUUCCUAACUCAGUUGCUGGAGAGAAAGGAAACCGCUCAGGGAUUUCACCAUGAGGCCAAUGGUGACUUUAAAACACUUACAGAGUUUAAUGGCUGUGAUAGGAGAAAUCAGAGGAUGGAUCAACAACAUUGGAGUUACUCCACAAUACUAACCUAAAUGACAGCGUGAAAAGAAGUAAGCCUGUACAGAAUAAAAAUAUUCCAAAACAUGCAUCAUGUUUGCAGCAAGGUACUAAAGUAAUACUGCAAUAAAUGUGGCAAAGCAUUUCAGUUUUUGUCUUGAAUACAAAGUGUUAUGUUUGGGGAAAAUCCAACACAACACAUUACUGAGUACCACUCUCCAUAUUUUCAAGAAUAGUGGUGGCUGCAUCAUUUAUGGGUAUACUUGUAAUCGUUAAGGACUGGGGAUUGUUUUAGAAUAAAAAAGAAACGUAAUGGAGGUAAGCACAGGCAAAAUCCUAGAGGAAAACCUGGUUCAGUCUGCUUUCUACCAGACACUGGGAGAUGAAUUCACCUUUCAACAGGACACUAACCUAAAACACAAGGCCAAAUCUACACUGGAGUUGCUUACCAAGAAGACAGUGACUGUUCCUCAGUGGCUGAGUUACAUUUUUGACUUAAAUCUGCUUGAAAAUCUAUGGCAAGACCUAAAAAUGGUUGUCUAGCAAUGAUAAACAACCAAUUUGACAGAGCUUGAAGAAUUUUUAAAAUAAUAAUGGGCACAAUCCAGGUGUGGAAAGCUCUUAGAGACUUACCCAGAAAGAGGGCUGUGAAUACUUAUGUAAAUUAGAUAUUUCUGUAUUUAAUUUUCAAUACAUUUGCAAACAUUUCUAAAAACUUGUUUUCACUUUGUCAUUAUGGGGUAUUGUGUGUAGAUGGGUGAGGGAAAAAAACGAUUGAAUCCAUUUUGAAUUCAGGCUGUAACGCAACAAAAUGUGGAAUAGGUCAAGGGGUAUGAAUACUUUCUGAAGACGAGCCAUCGAUCUUCACAACCAACAAACGUGCUUGCCAGAAUUAAAACAUGCAUUCAAUUGUGUUGCUGAACGAAUAGGCCUAUAGGCUACGUACGUCUCAGCUCGCUCAUGUCUUAUGCCCCGUUUACAUCGUGACGUAUUUCAUUACACCGUACGUCAUCUUCACAGAGUCUUGCCCCGCUUUUGAACGGACAAGUGUAGUGUUUCUAACACAAGAUGGAGGAGAUCCUGUCUUUUGUUAGAGAUCACAUUUAUUUUGGGAGAUUACAAAGUAUGACCGGAGCAGCUAGCUAGCUAAAAGCUAGGCUAGGUUGAAGAUACCAUUGUAGAUAGCGACCUCCACCCAAUAAUUAUCUUCAAAAACAAACGUAAUUACAUCACAAUAAACUUAAACGGGAGGCAACAGUUAUAUAUUCUAAUUGGCUAACAGCCUAUGUGUAUUAUUUAACAUUACUAUUAAAAUAGUACUCACUUAUAGGAAUGGGUAAUUGUUUACAAGUUGCUAUCUGUCCCAUAAAGCCAUCACCGAAAACCACAUAUUUCAUCUUCUUCUGUGGUUUGGUAACUUUCUGUUCCUCAACGGACUCUGGCUGGACUGAAGACGACACCUCCCCCAAAAAGUAUCUAAGUAUGCAUUGUCCAUCUCGCAACGGAGCCUUCAACCACAAGGGGGCAUUGCGUUUCCACUCUGUUUUGUUCGUCCACAUUGAAAUGCAUGACAUCCGGCGCAACAUAAUGGAGUGCUAAUGGGUAAUGUGAACGAGGCUUUAAUCUAAAUUACGGCUUGCCUCUUAUGCGCUCAUUGUUCCUGUGAUGAGUGAUUUCGAAGGAGUCAGGCGCAGGAGGAUAAAUCACAGAAUAACAGGAUUUAUUUUGAAAUACAGAGUUACGCAGUAAUGCGUCAAAACACUCCAGUGUGCAAAACAGGAAACAACAAGGCACACAGGGAAAUGUCCCGGCAAUACAAAAUACAAGUUGCUCCACUGAGCUUCUCUAUCCUCCACAAUAAACAAUCACACACAAAGACAAGGGGGCAGAGGGAACACUUAUACAGGUACUGAUGAGGGGACAUGAAUAAACAAGACAAAACCAAUGGAAUGAUGAGAUGAGGAGCGGCAGUGUCUAGAAGGCCGGUGACGACGAACGCCGAAGCCUGUCCGAACAAGGAGAGGAGGCAGCUUCGGAGGAAGUCGUGACAGUUCCCUAAUCCCGUAGUUCGUAGAUCUCCAUUGUUUUAUUGCUUAUAUACACUGAGUGUACAAAAUAUUAAAAACACCUUCCUAAUAUUGAGUUGCACCUCCUUUUGCCCUCAGAACAGCGUUCCCCAUUUUGACGCUGACGCGUCCCACAGUCCUUUGGGUGGUGGACCAUUCUUGAUACACACAGUAAACUGUUGAGCGUAAAAAACCCAGCAGUGUUGCAGUUCUUGACACACUCAACGUGCCUGGCUCCUACUACCAUACCCCGUUCAAAGGCACUUAAAUCUAGCCCAUUCACCCUCUGAAUGGCACACAUACACAAUCCAUGUCUCAGUUGUCUCAAGGUUUAAGAAUUCUUCUUUAACCUGUCUCCUCCCCUUCAUCUACGCUGGUUGAAGUCGAUUUAACAUCAAUAAGGGAUCAUAGCUUUCACCUGGAUUCACCUGGUCAGUCUAUGUCAUGGAAAGAGCAGGUGUUCCUAAUCUUUUGUACACUCGGUGUAGGUCAGACUCAUUAGUAUCUUAUUAAUCAUUUUAGGCAAUGUUAGAUUGAUGAAUUGCAUUGUUUUGCUUACUUUGUGCAUACUAUAUAUAUAGCAAGGAGGGCAUACUAUAUAAUGUUGUUGGGUUUGUAACCAUGUUUGCCAUUGACAAUCAACUAUUUGUGUUCAUCAAAAAGUUCAAUAAUAGACCCAUGUAACCUAAUUCCAGUUCAUUUUGCGGGGGUUAUUUUGUUUCUGUGCGUCUAUAAAAGUGGAUCCUCAUGAUUGUAUUUUCCUUCUUUUUUAGACCACAUAAUAAAAUACUUCAAAUGGUAGGCUAACCGCUGAGUCCUUGUCUCUCUCUCUCUCUCUCUCUCUCUCUCUCUGUCUCUGUCUCUUCUCUCUCUCUCUCUCUCUCUCUGUGUGUGUGGUGACUUAAAGAAGAGUAAUGUUAAGGCCUCAACAUCUUGCUGAAUUUAUCUGAACUAACAUAUAUAUGAAGUUCUGUUGCUGUUGUUAGGAUCUGAACAAACAGAGUUAAAAACUCAAACGGACGACUAGAAAAAGCUAAAACCAAGUUUAUUCACCCACUGGGUCAAACAGCUGCAAAGACAAGGCAUGAUUACACAAGCACAUAUAUUUAUAACCUUCUAAUAGGCGGGGUCAACUCCUUACACAUCUAGACAACCAAUACAUCUCUGUUGCUAGGCAGGAAUUUAAUUGGUUCCUCUCACUGGUGUAGUCACAGCCCUGCCUGGUACUAAAACCCUUGUGGGCGUGGAAGUGUAUGUGUGAGAUAGGACUGUAGUAGGAAAGUCGUUGUGGUGGGCCUCUAUGGCCCCCCUCCCAGAGGUUUCUUCUCACUUCAUCUGUUGAUUUGACCUCGAGACGCAUUCCUCACUCCUCCCUAGUUCCGCAGCCGGCCUGCCUUAUCAGAGACUAUCAAUUGCCUUUCGCCUCCCUCCUCAGAAAUAUGGAACAGAAUAUGAAGUUUCUACUCUCAGUAACUUUCCAUAUUCCUAGUUCCCAUCUACCCUUCAUUGACCCCAACAUAUACAUUCCUUAUACAUGUAAAGUAAUUAAUGAGUUCUAGUAUGGUAACAUGAAUCAGUACAUUUCAAGCUAGAAUCUAACACUGUCCAUUUCGAAUGUGCUGAACGAAUAGGUCUACCUCGUCGCAGCUCAUUUGCUUGCACUUGCUUAUACUGAGAGCUAAGUGUUACAGUUUUUCUCGAUUGCUAAGACAUUUCUUGAAAGCUGCUCUCCUUUUCUCUUAACUGUGAACACAAAACCCAAUUUUCAAGCUACAUUCACAAAACCUCUGACUCUUCUUGCAAAACCAAACUUUCAUCUCAGAACAGUUCAAUCUGUGCUCAAAACUGAACUAUGUUGUCAAAUCGUGCCCCGAGUCAAUCAAAAUAAAAAACACUACUGAACAGUCACUAAACACUACGUAGAAAAAUAGAAAACACAAUGCUCAGGACAUGAAGCUGGAGAAAUAAAUGUUUAUUGUUCACUGUAGGCUAAAUGCAUGUUGCAAAACAAAAAAAAAACUGUGCAUUUAGCACUUGUACAAAAAGACAAAACAGAAAUCUUGUGCAUUUACAUGUAGCACUUGUAAAAACAAACAGAAAUCUUAUGCGUUUGCCACUUGUGUACAGUAAGCCCAUGUAAAAAUAAAGUACAAAAAUAUACAAAUAAGUGCAUUACUCAGCCACAGCAUCAUGUCUCCGUACUGGGUCAGGCCACAGGACUUCAUCCACAUCACAGGCCACAUUUUGUCUGGCCAGGCAACGGGGGAAAAAAACCCUGGCAUGCCGUUUCCAGGCUUGGCAUGCCUCCACACCUAUGUCACCACAGGCAAGUCCCAUGGCUUGCAGGAGAUUUACCCUGGUGUAAGGUUGGCGUUCAUAUACCUUCCACCGCCAUGAGGAGAAUAAUUCCUCAAUGGGGUUUAGGAAAGGGGAGUAUGGUGGAAGGCAAAGAUUGAUAAAACCUUGGUUCAUAUUGUACCACUCUCUAACCUGGAGGGCUCUGUGAAAACUCACAUUGUCCCAAACAACAACAUAGAUGGGAUGCUCAUCCUGCUGCCCUAACAAAGCAUCUCGCAUGUGAUUGAGGAAAAUGAGGAGCUGGUGAGUGUUGUAGGGCCCCAGGUUGGCAUGAUGGUGGACAACCCCAUGAUUGCUGAUGGCAGCACAUAAUGUGACAUUGCCACCACGCUGCCCAGGAACACCAACAAUGGCCCGAUGGCCAAUCACAUUACGGCCUCUCCUUCUCCUUUUGGUGAGAUUAAACCCAGCUUCAUCCAUGUAGAUGUAUUGAUGGGGUCUUUCCAUUGCAUCCAGUUGAAAAACCCUCUGUAGAAAUAGAUAUAGUUUUGUAAGUGAUACGGAAAAAGUGAUUUAGGCCACUACAGUAAAUCACUACUUAGAGUAAUCAACAUUGAAUGUGUCUGGAUAUAUGCCAACCUGUACAUACUGGAAUCUUUGCUCUUUGACUCUGUCUGAGUUGCUAUCAAAGGGCACUCUGUAUAGCUGUUUCAUGCGCAGUCUGUUGCGCUUGAGGACACGAUCAACAGUAGAGAGGCUGACACUGUUGAUACCCUCAAAAUGUAAAUGGUCCUCAAUGAUCUUCUGCUGAAUUUCGCUCAGUUUAAUGGCAUUGUUCUCACGGACCAUAUCAACAAUUAGGGUCUCUUGGUGUGGGGAGAACAUACCUGUCCUCCCACCCCCAUGUGGCAGUCUUUCAAUUCUACAAAAAGAGAACAUGGAGUUACAAAAAAUAUACAUGGAAUACUAGGCCUACAAACAGUUAGACCAACCCUCCAUUACAAUACUACAGUACAUUGGUACAGUGAUGUACUGAAACAUAUAUUUACUUACAGUAUACUGUGGUACAGUAUAUAGUAUGUCAUACAGUAAUUGCUGUCAACAUUUACAUACUGUACUAUAAUGUCAAAAAAAGGUAAUUACCUGUUCUCUUCUCUAAAUCUUCGGAUUAUGGUGGACACAGUGAAUCUACUGAUGUUUGGUUGUACCCUUUGUCCAGCCUCCCUCAUACCAUAGACAAGAACAUGGUCAAUCACAGUAGCUCUGAUUUCAUCAGAUAUUACUGUUCUUUGUCUUCGCUGACCACCUCGACCUCCUCUCACACGAACUCUUCCUCUCAGAUUUCUAUCCAUUGUAGGGCCUUACAAACCAGUGCUCUCUGAACUGGCUUACUGUAUAUGUUCCCUCACAUAAUUAGCCACAAGUGUGAUCAAUUUUGAGUUGUUAUGUUCAAGUGGUGACACCUGUGCUCUAAUUGUGUUUGACUUUUGUCACCUGUGCUCACCAUUAUGCAGCACGGGUGCAUCACAAUGAAAAUGUGUUGGCAAGUUAUGUCUAAACAGGUGAAAAGUGCUUAUGGUUUUGCCAAAAGAGUGAUUGAUUCAAUCAGUGGGUUCAGGCAACUGAGCAUUUGGUUCAGACAAUAGGGUUUAGUGUUUUAGCAAUUGAGAAAAACUGUAAUGAUAUAAGAACAAACAUUAUGAAUUUACUGAACAUAAAUGUUAUCAUGUUUGUGUAUGGUUCAAAAGUCAAAAAUCAUGUCGGCAUUCAAUUAUUAUUGAAGGAGAAUGUGGUUCUUAUCGAGUUACACAAAUUCACAAGGAGUCAGCAGAAACCAUAUUUAUUUAAGAAAGUCAGCCAUAUCAGCUAUGGUUUUUAAAAAGGCUAUAACUGAGGCUGAAUGAACUGUUUGGCUGCCAGACAAGGCUCCGCUGAUAGCCUAGUAUAGCAGUGGUAAGGAUUCACUCCAUGGUGCUGAAAGGAAUGCUCAACUGUCGGGACCGCUUUAUGUAGGCCCUAACAAUUUGUGGGCACCGUUUGUCACCGUUAUUCAUAGCGCUUUUAAUGUAUUGUUUAGUGUUGUGUAGUGGCUUCGCUGGCAUGCAUCUAAAUAAAUUGGUUGAGUUUGCUCCACAAAGAUUGACAUGCUAAAAUCGCCACUACCUGCACAUCUAGAGUCAAAGUCAAGAUUUUGGUGUGUGUGUGUGUGUCGCUGAAAACAUAUUGUACCAAAAAAAGGUGGUCUUACCUUGCAUUGUCGCCUGUGGUUCCUCAGAGAUGGGUUGAGGUCCUUGUCAGAGAAGCGUGCUGGCAGUAGAGGACACAGUGGAGCAGCUGAACUCUGAGAGAAGAGAAAAAGACCCCACAACUCAGGUAAUACUAUAUAUCAUCAUCAUCAUUAUCAACUGUUGGACAAAAGACCAAGUGUAGGUUAGCUCUAUCCCACAAAUUCAAUGUCGGUUUAGAGGUAUCAGAUGUAACUUUUCAAACGAGAAAGGCAACUAGAUAAACACCUUUCCCCUUGAUUGAGUAGCAUUAGCUUAGCUUACCGAAACAGGUGAGCCCAAACCACCUGACCUUGCUACAGUAAUUUCAUCACUAUGUAGGAUAUUGGGUACUAAGUAAAAGUCACAUUUUGGAUUCCCAACAGGCUUGAUCUAAAUUCCCACAAACAAAACUUCCCCUCUAAUGCCCUCCCAAUCACAAAUAAAUCUGGAAAACGUGUCACCCUCGUUUUAUGUAAUCACUUCCUGUUUGAGAUAUAAUCACUUUAUGAUUGAAAUGCUUGAUCAUCUUACUAAUGAAUUCUCCUGACAAAUAACUUUUCUGUCGUGUGAACAUUUUGGGUCACCUUGAAAUACAGAGAAAGUAGGCUGCAGUCCCUCGAACUUGAACAUUACAGCCGCAAAUAUUUCUUUGAUUCUUCAAAGUUGCCACCCCUUGCCUUGAUGACAGCUUUGCACACUCUUGUCAUUCUCUCAACCAGCUUCACCUGGAAUGCUUUUCCAACAGUCCUGAAGGAGUUCCCACAUAUGCUGAGCACUUUUUGGCUGCUUUUCCUUCACUCUGCGGUCCAACUCAUCACAAACCAUCUCAUUUGGGUUGAGGUCGGGUGAUUGUGGAGGCCAGGUCAUCUGAUGCAGCACUCCAUCACUCUCCUUCUUGGUCAAAUAGCCCUUACACAGCCUGGAGGUGUGUUGGGUUAUUGUCCUGUUGAAAAACAAAUGAUAGCGUCACCAAGCGUUAACAAGAUGGGAUGGCGUAUUGCUGAAGAAUGCUGUGGUAGCCAUGCUGGUUAAGUGUGCCUUGAAUUCUAAAUAAAUCACAGACAGUGUCACCAGCAUGCUUCAUGGUGGGAAUCACACAUGUGGAGCUCACCUACUCUGCGUCUCACAAAGACACGGCGGUUGGAACCAAAAAUCUAAAAUUGGACUCAUCAGACCAAAGGACAGAUUUCCACCGGUCUAAUGUCCAUUGCUCGUGUUUCUUGGCCCAAGCAAGUCUCUUCUUCUUAUUCGUGUCCUUUAGUAGUGGUUUCUUUGCAGAAAUUUGACCAUGAAGCCCUGAUUCACGCAGUCUCCUCUGAACAGUAUAUGUUGAGAUGUGUCUGUUACUUCAACUCUGUGAAGCAUUUAUUUGGGCUGCAAUUUCUGAGGCUGUUAACUUUAAUGAACUUAUCCUCUGCAGCAGAGGUAACUCUGGGUCUUCCUUUCCUGUGGCGGUCCUCAUGAGAGCCAGUUUCAUCAUAGCGCUUGAUGGUUUUUGCGACUGCACUUGAAGAAACUUUCAAAGUUCUUGAAAUGUUCCGUAUUGACUGACCUUCAUGUCUUAAAGUAAUGAUGGACUGUUGUUUCUCUUUGCUUAUUUGAGCUGUUCUGGGACUUGGUAUUUUACCAAAUAGGGCUGUGUUUGUAGAUCGACUGAGGUGAAUGAAGUUACAGCAACAAAUGUGAUAAUGGCUGAGGUAAUUUUUGCUUGUUCUCCAAAUAGCUUUUUAGAGUUUUUAAAUUGUAUAGAAAUGCAGUAAAUGAGCUUCAACUUCCCGCUCGGACCUCACUAAAACUCAGAACCUCACUAAAACUCAGACCCUGGCUAUGGCCCUGAUAGAUCUACUUCGGUAGGAUCAUUUAUUUUCAUUCACGUAAUGUAUUAUCAGUAAGCCUAUCACAUUAAUUUACCAUUCUCAUUCUUGGAGUGGACAUGUUUGCAGAGCUCACAAAUGUGAGAAAUACUUUUGAAAUAUUUCAUUUCAUUUAAAUUUCCAGUUUAGUUUGGAGCGCUCCAUGUUUGCAUGUGUCUGGUUUCUCCAUCCCACCAAAAUGUUGAGUGAGCGCGCAUAGAAAUACAUAGCCUGCGCGUCACGUUUGGGUCAUUACUGUGAGUUGAGAUACAAUUAGGAAAAGUGAUCAAUUUGUGAACAGUAAUUAAAUAUCAUGAUUUGAUCUGAUUUAGACAAAUUUACCAAUGUAAUGAAUAAUAUGGAAGUUGCCUUUUAUGUAGAGUCAUGUUGAACAUUAGGCCUAACCGUGGUUUUCACUAGAAAGAUUGGGGAUGUAUGAAUGUAACUCAUUAAACUUUUUAUUUCACUAUCAAUCAUCUCUGAUUGUUCUUUUGUUUAUGCAGGGGGUGAACUUCGAGACCUGGAAUCCAAACUAUGAGCCGGACAGCCACCAGCAGGACAUGGUGAGUGUUAUUGUUAGCAGGAGAGACCAGAGGCCUCAUGCCCAUGGAAACUGAUGGUGUACCCAGUGGCAUGUCCAGAACAUUUUGAAUAGGGUGGCCAAGGUGGGUCACAAACCCAGUUUAGGGGGGCAAUAACAUUUUGAACCUUAAUCAAUGCAAGUGGAUUUAUUUUAUAUAAUGAUGAUGGUUCAACGCAUUAAAUGCUUCAGCUUCGUCUACUCCAAAAUAAGUCCAGUAUCCGAACAGUGCACUGUGCACCCACCAUUUGAAUGGAAAGGGACAUCUAUUAAAAACACAAUGAUUGUAAUGACAUUCAGCUUACAAAGUGGCGUGUAUUCAUGUGUGCUUCCCAAAAAAAAUUAACAAUAAAGAAAGAAACAAACUUAUAAAAUGAUUUCUCAUUCAUGUCUAUCUGUGUUUCAUAAUUUUCCUUCAGUUCACAAGAGGCUGAAUCUAUUUCACCAGAGAAACCAUCCGAGCGAGGCAACAGCGCCCCUCUGUCUUAAAGCCGAUUUAUGCUGUCCGGAGGCUCUGUAUGGAGGGAGGGUGUGACACAAUUGUGGAGCCCAUGAAGGCCAAAUCAAGCUUGGUACGGCGAUGCCGUGCGCCUCCCAAAUGUUGUAACAAUGCGGAGGGCUCCGUAUAGCUCCGCAUUGACAUGAUUGGUUGAUGGUAGGCGGGGGCGGUACAUCCUGUAUAAACACAAACUCACUUCCUUGGAACUUAACAACAGACAUGGAGAACUUUGACGAAAGGCUAUCAGAACAAGUUUGCAAAUAUAAACAACUUUAUGAUACCUCGUGUAGGGAUUUCAAAGAAACAAAAAGUUUGAACUCCUGGAAAGAGAUUGGGGAGUUAAUCGGGAUGGAAGGGGAAGCUUGCCACAAGAAGUGGAGGUAGUUGAUUGAUUGAUUUUAUUUGACAAUUUAAAAUAUACUGAACAAAAAUAUAAAUGCAACAUGCAACAAUGAUUUUACUGAGUUACAGUUCAUAUAAGGAAAUCAGUCAAUUGAAAUAAAUUGAUUUGACCCUAAGCUAUGGAUUUUACAUGACUGUGCAGGGACGCAUAGGCCCACCCACUUGAGAGCCAGGCACACCCAGUGGGGAGCCAGGCCCAGCCAAUCAGAAUUAGUUUUUCCCCACAAAAGGGCUUUAUUACAGACAGAAAUAUUCCUCAGUUUCAUCAGCUGUCCGGGUGGCUGGUCUCAGACAAUCCCGCAGGUGAAGAAGCCGGAUGUGGAGAUCCUGGGCUGACGUGGUUACACGUGGUCUGCGGUUGUGAGGCCGGUUGGAUGUACUGCCAAAUUCUCUAAAACGAUGUUCAAUUCUCUAGCAACAGCUCUGGUGGACAUUUCUGCAGUCAGCAUGUCAAUUGCAUGCUCCCUCAAAACUUGAGACAUCUGUGGCAUUGUGUUGUGUGAGAAAAGUGCACAUUCUAGAGUGGCCUUUUGUUGUCCCCAUCACAAGGUGCACCUGUGUAAUGAUCAUGCUGUUUAAUCAGCUUCUUGAUAUGCCACACCUGUCAGGUGGAUGGAUUAUCUUUGCAAAGGAGAAAUGCUCACUAACACAGAUGUAAACACAUUUGUGCACAACAUUCUUGAGAAAUAUGCUUUUUGUGCAUCUGGAACAUUUCUGGGAUCUUUUAUUUCAGCUUUUGAAACAUGGGACCAACACUUUAAAUGUUGCGUUUAUAUUUUUGUUCAGUAUACAUAAGGAAGCCACAUCAGGCAACCAAGAUUGUAACAAAAUUACAGAGAAUUAUAUACACGAAAGGUCAAAGACUUGUUUCUAUUGUGGUCCUCUGUGGUGAUGGGAUGGACGGAGUCAGGCGCAGGAGUGUGUAGAAGGAAUAUGCUUUAUUCAGCCCAAUAAGGUAGUCCGCAGCAAUGCGUAAACACAAUCUCAGUGCGACUUAAAUGCAUACUGGGAACCAAACAUACAUGGGUAAAUAUUCCCAGUGAUAAAAUAACAAAGAUGCUCAACCGAUCUAGCGAUACCUCCACAAUAAACAAUCACACACAAAGACAUGGAGUGCAGAGGGAACACUUAUACAGGUACUGAUGAGGGGAUAUGAACCUGGUGUGAAGAAAAACAAGACAAAACAAAUGGAAUGAUGAGAUGAGGAGCGGCAGUGGCUAGAAGGCCGGUGAUGACGAACGCCGAAGCCUGCCCGAACAAGGAGAGGAGGCAGCUUCGGAGGAAGUCGUGACAUCCUCUAUUGGUAGGCUAGUGGCACUCAGUGCCAUAUAUUCAAUCAUACACAAUGUCCACAUAUUUAGAUAUAUACAGUAUAAAAAAAAGAAAAUAUACACAUCUAACAAACCAGUCCACUACUGCACAGUGGCUUUGCACUUGGUUGGGAGGCUAUCUCCAGGCUUGCAACAGUGUUUGAACCUAAGACUGGCAGAAACUCAGCCGGGAGUUUGUUUUAUUCUACCAUUGCCAUAUAGAAAAACGUAUUCUGGCCAGUACCGCUCUUGAAUCGACAUGGCACAUAAUCUGUGGCACUGUCUCUCGUGGCAUAGGAAUGAGAGUCCCUAAGAGUAGCAAGAUAUAAAAAAAAAUAGAUACUGGGGGACUGUACCAUACACAAUUUUAUGGGCCAAUCCCAGCUUCAGCUGAAUGACUUUUUUAUCAACUGAUAGCCACUGUAGUUCACUGAGUUGAAGGGCCAACAUGAGCCUGAGGGCUAAGAUUCAGAAUUACCCGUGACAUUUUAUUCUGAGCUGUCUGUAGCUUGUUCUUGAUGAACUUAGGGGAGCUACUGUACCAGGUAGUGCACACAUAGGCAAAGUGAGGCUGCACUAAUACUGCUGCAAAUGUUUUCAAGGUCUCUGUAUCUAGAAAUGUGGCUUUGCUGGCCAGAAAUGUCACUUUCUGGUUGACCUUGGCAAUUACUUUCUGUCUCAUACUCUCACUUGUCAGGAACCUGUCUAGUUCACACCCUAAGUAUUUAACACAGUUCUUGGCUAUAACCACUGUGUCACCAACCAUGACUCUAAAGCCUGGUGAUCUACCUAGUCUAAUCUCAAAUAAAAUUCACAAAAUUUUCCCAAAAAGAAGACAGUUGUUGUCUGACAGCCGGUUACUGAUACUCGUCAGUUCUGCACUAAGCUGGCUCUCAACCAUACUCUUGUCUUUGUGAGAGACCAAAAGAGCUGAAUCAUCUGCAUUUAAAAAAAAGUUGAUAGGAACAAGCUGAUUUCAUAUCAUUGAUACACACUUAUUGUACAAAACAUUAGGAACACUUUCCAUGACAUAGACUGACCAGGUGAAUCCAGGUCAAAGCUAUGAUCCCUUAUUGAUGUCGCUUGUUAAAUCCACUUCAACCAGUGUAGAUGAAGGAAGGAGACAGGUUAAAUAAUGAUUUUUAAGCCUUGAGACAAUUGAGACAUGGAUUAUGUGUGUGUCCCAUUCAGAGGGUGAAUGGGCAAGACAAAAUAUUUAAGUGCCUUUGAACGGGGUAUGGUAGUAGGUGCCAGGCGCACCGGAUUGAGUGUGUCAAGAACUGCAACGCUGCUGGAUUUUUCUCGCUCAACAAUUUCCUGUGUGUUUCAAGAAUGGUCUACCACCCAAAAGACAUCCAGCCAAUCUGUGGGAAGCAUUGGAGUGGCGCAGUGGUCUGGAGUGGCUAGCUGUGCCACUAGAGAUCCUGGUUUGAAUCCAGGCUCUGUCGUAGCCGGCCACGACCGGGAGACCCAUGGGGCGGCGCACAAUUGGCCCAGCGUUGUCCAGGGUAGGGGAGGGAAUGGCUGGCAGGGAUGUAGCUCAGUUGGUAGAGCAUGGUGUUUACAAUGCCAGGGUUGUGGGUUCAAUUCCCACGGGGGGCCAGUAUGAUUUAAAAAAAUAAAUAAUAAUGUAUGCACUCACUAACUGCAAGUCGCUCUGGAUAAGAGCGGCUAAGUGACUAAAAUGUAAAUGUAACAUGGGCCAGCAUCCCUGUGGAAUGCUUUGACACCUUGUAGAGUCCAUUCCCUAAUGAAUUGAGGCUGUUCAAGGGCAAAAGGGGGUGGAACUCAAUAUUACAAAGGUGUUCCUAAUGUUUGGUACACUCAGUGUAUAACAGAGACCCUAAAACACUCCACAGCUGAUUAAUCUUUAGUUGAGGGACAAGUUCGUAAAGCUAAAAUAAAUGUAAGGGUUGAAGUAGAGAUGCAUGUGGGAAAACAGUGCCGUCUUUCUACUUCACGCUAUCUUGGCUGAGCUCCUAUGUCAAGCAACAGGAUACCGACUCCAACAUCUCAGAAGAGGUAAGGUCUUGUCUUUUAGUUUAGCCAGCUGCUUGUAAUUAGCUGGCUGGCUAUAGAGAUUAGCCCUGAAUCACUACGAGUGGUUCAUUUUAAGUGGUGAAUGCCCUGACUUCUGCGGAGGCUGCAUCACCGUAAAUACUGUAUGGCCACUGCUCAUGCUGGAUUGACCAUAAAUCGGCUUUCAGUAUCUGUAGCGUAUGUAUCUGAUGCUGUCUGGCCAAAAAUAAUAUGACAUGUCAUACUCUUUUUGGCCAGACAGCAUCAGAUACAUGGGCUACACAUACUAAGACAGAGGGGCACUGGUUCGCUGGCUCGGAUGCUUUCUCCAGUGAGAUUGAGGGGUCUUGCUGUCGGUGCACAUCUUAGUCAAAUGUAUCAAUAUAUUCAGAGACAACCUAUUUCUGGGGGGGCUACAGGGGUGGCCAAUCAGAUUCAGGGGCACUCCACUGGGACCACCACCUUCAAUUUGAUCAAUUUUCAGUAUUUAAAUCAGUUGUGGAAAGAGUACCCAAUUGUCAUACUAUAAAGAUACCUUAAUAGAAAAUGACUCAAGUAAAAGUGAAAGUCAUCCAGUAAAAUGCUACUUGAGUAAAAGUCUAAAAGUAUUUGGUUUUAAAUAUACUUAAGUAUCAAAAGUAAAUGUAAUUGCUAAAAUCUACUUAAGUAUCAAAGUAAAAGAAUAAAUCAUUUCAAAUCCCUUAUAUUAAGCAAACCAGACGGGACCAUUUUCUUGUUUUUUUUUAAUUUACGGAUAGCCAGGGGCAUACUCCAACACUCAGACAUCAUUUACAAACGAAGCAAUUGUAUUUGUAUUGUAGUAUGUAUAUCAAUGAUGUCGCUGUGACUCUCAGAUCCACCUCUACGCAUUGGACACUGUGUUAACAAACCUCCAAACGAGCUUCAAUGCCAUACGACACUCCUUCCGUAGCCUCCAACUGCUCUUAAACGCUAGUAAAACUAAAUGCAUGCUCUUCAAUCGAACGCUGCUUGCACCAGCCCGCCCGACUAGAAUCACUACUCUCGGCGGGUCUGACUUAGGUGUCUGGUUAGACCCUAAACUCUCCUUCCAGACUCACAUUAAGCAUCUCCAAUCCAAAGCUACAUCUAGAAUCGGCGUCCUAUUUCGCAACAAAGCCUCCUUCACUCAUGCUGCCAAACAUGCCCUCGUAAAACGGACUAUCCUACCGAUCCUUGACUUCGGCGAUGUCAUUUACGAAAUAGCCUCCAACACUCUACUCAGCAAAUUGGAUGUAGUCUAUCACAGUGCCAUCCAUUUUGUCAUCAAAGACCCAUAUACUACGCACCAUUGUGACCUGUACGCUCUCGUUGGCUGGCCCUCACUACAUAUUCAUCGCCAAACCCACUGGCUCCAGGUCAUCUAUAAAUCACUGCUAGGCAAAUCCCCGCCUUAUCUUAGCUCAUUGGUCACCAUAGCAACACCCACCCGUAGUAUGCGCUCCAGCAGGUAUAUCUCACUGGUCAUCCCCAAAGCCAACACCUCCUUUGGCCGCCAUUCCUACCAGUUCUCUGCUGCCAAUGACUGGAACGAACUGCAAAAAUCUCUGAAGCUGGAGACUCUUAUCUCCCUCACUAACUUUAAGCAUCAGUUGUCAGAGCAGCUUACCGAUCUCUGCACCUGUACACAGCCCAUCUGUAAUUAACCCACCCAACUACCUCCUCUUCAUAUUGGUAUUUAUUUUGCUCAUUUGCACCCCAGUAUCUCUAUUUGCACAUCAUCUUCUGCACAUCUAUCACUCCAGUGUUAAUACUAAAUUGUAAUUAUUUUGCACUAUGGCCUAUUUAUUGCCUUACCUCCAUAACUUACUACAUUUGCCCACACUGUAUAUAGAUUUUCUAUUGUGUUAUUGACUGUACGUUUUGUUUAUUCCAUAUGUAACUCUGUGUUGUUGUUGUUUUUAUCUCACUGCUUUGCUUUAUCUUGGCCAGGUCACAGUUGUAAAUGAGAACUUGUUCUCAACUGGCUAACCUGGUUAAAUAAAGGUGAAAUAAAACAAUAAAAUAAAAAUAAAUGUGGUGAGUCCAUCAGAUCAGAGGCAGUAGAGCUGGCCAGGGAUGUUCUCUUGAUAAGUGCGUGCAUUGGACCAUUUUUCUGUCCUGCUAAGCAUUCAAAAUGUAACUAGUAAUUUUGGGUGUCAGGGAAAAUGUAUGGAGUUAAAACUGUAGACCUCCACAAGUCUGGUUCAUCCUUGGGAGCAAUUUCCAAACGCCUGAAGGUACCACGUUCAUCUGUACAAACAAUAGUACGCAAGUAUAAACACCAUGGGACCACGCAGGCGUAAUACCGCUCAUGAAGGAGACGCGUUCAUUCUCCUAGAGAUGAACAUACUUUGGUGCCAAAAGUGCAAAUCAAUCCAAGAACAACAGCAAAGGACCUUGUGAAGAUGCUGGAGGAAACAGGUACAAAAGUAUCUAUAUCCACAGUAAAACGAGUCCUAUAUCGACAUAACCUGAAAGGCCGCUCAGCAAGGAAGAAACCACUAGUCCAAAACCGCCAUAAAAAAGCCAGACUACGGUUUGCAACUGCACAUGGGGACAAAGAUCGUACUUUUUGGAGAAAUGUCCUCUGGUCUGAUGAAACAAAAAUAGAACUGUUUGGCCAUAAUGACCAUCGUUAUGCAAGCCGAAGAACACCAUCCCAACUGUGAAGCACGGGGUGGCAGCAUCAUGCUGUGGGGGUGCUUUGCUGCAGGAGGGACUGGUGCACUACACAAAUUAGAUGGCAUCAUAAGGAAGGAAAAUUAUGUGGAUAUAUUGAAGCAAGAUCUCAAGACAUCAGUCAGGAAGUUAAAGCUUGGUCGCAAAUGGGUCUUCGAAAUGGACAAUGACCACAAGCAUACUUCCAAAGUUGUGGCAAAAUGGCUUAAGGACAACAAAGUCAAGGUAUUGGAGUGGCCAUCACAAAGCCCUGACCUCAAUCCUAUAGAACAUUUGUGGGCAGAACUGAAAAAGUGUGUGCAAGCAAGGAGGCCUACAAACCUGACUCAGUUACACCAGCUCUGUCAGGAGGAAUGGGCCAAAAUUCACCCAACUUAUUGUGGGAAGCUUGUGGAAGGCUACCCAAAACAUUUGACCCAAGUUAAACAAUUUAAAGGCAAUGCUACCAAAUACUAAUUGAGUUUAUGUAAACUUCUGACCCACUGGGAAUGUGAUGAAAUAAAUAAAAGCUGAAAUAAAUAAUUCUCUCUACUAUUAUUCUGACAUUUCACAUUCUUCAAAUAAAGUGGUGAUCCUAACGGACCUAAAACAGGGAAUUUUUACUAGGAUUAAAUGUCAGGAAUUGUGAAAAACUGAGUUAAAAUGUAUUUGCUAAGGUGUAUGUAAACUUCCGACUUCAACUGUAUUUGAUACAAUCACACCAAUUGCGCUCCAGCCAUUACCACGAGCCUGUUCUCCCCAAUUAAGGUGCCACCAACCUCCUGUGCUGGGCAGGCACCAUGUGGUAUAGUUAGGCCUACCGGUCUGCUGGCCAGAUUUGGCAGGGUAGUAGGGGUAAGGAAGAGGAAGAGGUAAAAGUAGGCCAUGAACUAAGCAUAAGAGAGGUCAGGUGUGUGUCUGUGGCGGCAGCCAUAUCACAGCCACUCGUCCACUUUCAUCUCCUUGCUGACUCUACAACCAGUGCAAAACUAAAGGCAAAUAUAACAAUACGGUAAAAACAUGGCAUGUGAAGUUUUCACUUGACAACUUGAGAGUACUAGGCAUUACAUAAUGCACACUGAUAUUAUGGAGACUGAAAGCCUACCCAUAUUAUUCUGCUGCAGACUGGGGAUGCGGAGGCUGACAUGUCUGAAUCUAAGGGAACACUGAAGAGGUUCCAGAGGCUAGUGAGAGUGAAGAAGGGAAGCCAGAUGGGACUAAAUGAUGGAAAGACUGACAUCAAAGGUGAGUUCUCAUGGAUGCACCUCGGCUCUAAAGGUGAAGACAGAGCUGCCUGCCUGCUUGAUACAGAACAGAUCCUAUGAAUACAAAACCUCUAAAAUUAUAGUGUUAAAAAAUUAUCGUCCCCCAAGGCCUUAAUCAGAACCUAUGAAUGAAUAGGCCUACAAAGCCCUUUAUUUCUCUUCUUGUCCAGGUCACUUGGCAGACUCUGUGUUCAGUAAUGACAGUCCCGUCAUCACCUGCAUUGGGCUGGGGAAGAAGACAGAGAAGAAGACCUCUAAGGCUGCUCAAAUAUCACCGCAGAAGCAGCAGACUAAGGAGACCAAUGGGAAAGCUGGGGAAGGACCUUGGAGCACUGGGGUUCACGACCCCCACUGGGGCCCCACAGAAGUCCCUCCACCCUGGGACGUCCCCUACCACACCUGCCACCGGCCCCCAGGCGAGCCCUGGAACUAUGGCUUCGACUUCACCCUGCCCCGAGCAACAGCCUGGGACCGAUUUGAGAAUCAGACAGACGCCCCCAGAGAUCUUGCUACAAUGGGUAAUCUGCUCAAUCACAGAUCUGGACAUCUCAGAAUCCACGGUAAGAUACAGUUCACUUAA